GAACCCAAAACACCAAGGUCACAAAGGAGAACGACAACUAGUCUCAAAAGAGCCAGCCACAACAAAGAGAUUGAACAGCAACAAGAGCCGGCACAUUCUUGCAUCUUCUCUGUUACCUUUGGUCUCACCAUGAGACGAGUUCUGGCUUUGUUUGUGUUGGGGAUGUGUAUGCUGAGUGGAUGGUGCGUUCCCCUGAAGAAGUCUGUGUCUGUCACUUUCCCUGGAGAUGUCCUCAAGAACGUGACGGAAAAGGAGCUGGCAGACAGCUACCUGAAGAGGUUUGGCUACAUGGAAGUUCAGCACCGCAGCGGUUUCCAGUCCGUGGUGUCCACCUCCAAGGCUCUGACGAGAAUGCAGAGGCAGAUGGGGUUGGAGGAGACAGGGAAGUUGGACAAGUCUACGGUAGCAGCCAUGAAGGCACCUCGCUGCGGGGUCCCUGAUGUACGCUCCUACCAGACCUUCGAGGGGGACCUGAAAUGGGAUCAUCACGCCAUUACGUACAGGAUCCUGAACUACUCUCCAGACAUGGGAGCCUCUCUGAUAGACGAUGCCUUCGCCAGAGCCUUCAAGGUGUGGAGUGACGUCACCCCUCUCACCUUCACGCGACUCUUCGACGGCACCGCCGACAUCAUGGUGUCAUUUGGAAAAGCAGAACAUGGAGACGGCUACCCCUUCGAUGGUAAGGACGGCCUUCUGGCCCACGCCUUCCCCCCUGGUGAGGGCAUACAGGGAGACGCCCACUUUGACGAUGAUGAAAACUGGACCCUCGGCAAAGGAGCAGUUGUGAAGACAAGCUAUGGCAACGCAGAGGGUGCUCUGUGCCACUUCCCUUUCUUAUUCGAGGGCAAGCAGUACUCCACCUGCACCACAGAGGGGCGCUCUGACAACCUGCCCUGGUGUGCCACCACAGCCGACUUCGGCAGAGACAAGAAAUUUGGCUUCUGUCCAAGUGAACGCUACAGUCUGUUCCUGGUUGCGGCCCACGAGUUUGGUCAUGCCCUGGGUCUGGACCACUCCAACAUCAGAGACGCKCUCAUGUAUCCCAUGUACYGCUACGUUAAAGACUUCUCCCUGCAUGAAGAUGAUGUUGAAGGCAUUCACUAUCUCUAUGGAUCCAAGACAAGCCCUGACCCGAGCGAUGAGCCCGAGCCUGACACCCCUACCACUAAGUCCACUACCACUACCACCACACACCCCGUGGACCCAUCCCAGAGCCCCUGCCAGAUUAACAAAUUCGACACCAUCACAGAAAUUGAUGGAGACCUGCACUUCUUCAAGGAUGGGCAAUAUUGGAGGUUGUCGAGCAAGACUGAUGUMGGKCUGAAGGGUCCGUUCUCCAUGUCUAAGAGGUGGCCAGCUGUGCCAGCCGUCGUUGACACGGCCUUCGAGGACCUUGCGACCAAGAAAAUCUACUUCUUCUCAGGCACCAGGUUCUGGGUGUAUACAGGACAGAGUCUCCUGGGACCCCGCAGRAUUGAGAAACUGGGUCUGUCCUCCACUGUAGAGAAGGUGGAGGGAGCACUGCAGAAAGGGAAAGGCAAGGUGCUCCUCUUCAAUGGAGAGAACUACUGGAGGCUGGAUGUGGAGGACCAGCAAAUCGACAAGGGAUAUCCUCGCUUCACAGACAUGGUCUUUGGAGGAGUCCCCCUUGAUUCCCAUGAUGUGUUCCAAUUCAAGGGCAACUCCUACUUCUGCCGGGAACAUUUCUACUGGCGAAUGAACUCCAAGAGACAGGUGGACCGUGUGGGAUAUGUGAAGUACGAUCUCCUGAACUGUAGUGACUCCUAACUAGGGGGCUGAAGAUUGAAGAACCCUUUCAAUAGGGCCUCUUAGAGCAGGGUCCCAGAUCUGUUUGUGCUGUCUUGCCAACUUAUAUAUUUACAUUGAAAGUAAUUUAGCUGACGCUCUUAUCCAGAGCGACUUGAGAAUGACGACGAGAGCUUAAGGUACGGUUUGUGUUUAUGCAGUGCCGUUUGGAAAGUUGAAACGUUACCCCAAAGUUUGUGCUUUGUAAAAUUGUGAAAUUAUUGGCCACCUUCCAUGUACCAACAGUAGAAUAGGUACUUUCCUUCGAACGGUGUGUGAGUUAACAGGUUCCUGUCAUCUGACCUAGACUAGGGUCCAGAGAGAUUUAACCACAGCCCUGAAAUAACCACAGCUCCAGCAGAACCGAUUCAAAAUCUGUUGUGGCUUUAACCUGUCUCCCUGGCACAGAUAUUUUGGAUGAGACGUGAGUUUAUAUUUAUUUAUAUUGCUCUUCGGUUUUAUUUUUGUGUUCAACAAUACCAUGUGUUUAUUUAGAGUUAUUUAAUAUUUUUGAACUGGCUCAAAAGCCAUGUAUUUUGCACUGAAUGGCCCACCAUCGUAUCUCUCACUUAAGUUAUUUUGUAUGUAAAUCAAUGUUUUGUAUUUAAACAGAACUGAAAAUUCAAUAAACAAAUAGCACUUCAUCAUCA
Salvelinus sp. IW2-2015 is the source of this 2456-nucleotide messenger RNA. NCBI's taxonomy places the organism in Eukaryota, Metazoa, Chordata, Actinopteri, Salmoniformes, Salmonidae. The record is from RefSeq and is a predicted model, not a curated record.